UUUUUUUAUUUUAUUUUUAAAGGAAAGAAAAGCUUAUUAAAACUAUUAUUUUUGAUUUUUAAAUUAUUUUACAAUAAGCAAAAAUAAGAAAAAAGAAGUGAAAAGUUCAAGAAAAUACUGUUAGUGGCAAUGGCAGAUGACCAAAUUACAAAUGCUGUUGCAUUAGCUAUUGAACUCGAAGAAAAAGGACAAACUAAAGAAGCAUAUUUCGCUUUUACAGCAGCAAGUCAAACAGCAAUUCAAUCAUUAAAUGAAAUCAAAUUUGUACAUUCUUCUAUUGUAUCUAGUCCCAAACAAUAUUUAGCACUUUUGUCAUCAAUUAGGACAUGUUUGACACAUGUUGAAAAUAUUAUUGAGCAGCAUUCCCCAACAGCACUUCAACCAGCCAGUAGUCAGACAACGAGCGAUAGUAAACUGUUGUCUCGACCUCCAAAACCCCCAAAACCAUCCAAAAUGCAAAAGCCUACGAUACCACCAAAACCCACUCGAGUGAACUCAAGACCUGCUUCACCAACACAAAAAUCACAGGAGAAUGAAUUGCCGGACAAUUCAUCAGAAAUUACAAUCAUUAGACCACAUGUACACGAAAGUCGACCCACCAGUUUACCACCACAAACUCGCAACGAUCACCCAUUAAAUGUGACCCAUAGACCUCAUACUGAAUAUCCUGUUAAUACGGCUGAUAUGAAUCAUUCCUCUUCUAUUCAUAUAGUAGCCGAAGGUGAAAUUGAUCCUAACUAUCUUGUCCCCGCUCAGACAAGUGCUGGUGAUAGUUUAGCACCUUCUUCUUCAAUUAUGAAUCAUGAUCAUGUUCCUCUUAUCCCAGCACCUCCUCUCCUCACAACACAUCGUGUAUUACAAGCUAAAGUAAAUGACUUGGAAGAAAAGAUUCGAAAUUGCCGAGCUCGUAAACAGGCCAUAGCUAAAGAACAAAAUCCUGACGCAUCGACUGAAGAUAGUCUUGACCAAAUGAUUGCUCAAUACUUACGUGUGCUAGCAGAGUUAAAAGCAACACUGAAUGGUGUUCGUACAACGUAUAUAAGUGCUGCUACUAUCCCUAGUAUCCUUCAAUUUCAAGCUCAUGUCAUUGCCUAUCAAAUCACUUUAAUUGAGGCUGCUAUCUUUAGUGCGAUACCCCCACAUGCUUUACUUGAGCAUUCAUCAAAACAUCCUCACCCUCGUAUUGUUGCUUCUACCGAUUUUUUUAAUUACAUCACACGUAUUAUUGAGCAUAGCAUCUUACUUCCUCAAGAGGCUUCAGCACGAGCUCAAAUUAUUCAUUAUUGGAUUAAAGUCGCUUCACGCUGUUUUGACAUUAAUAAUUAUCAAACAUUGAAAGCAAUCAUUUCAGCUCUAAGCACACCACCUGUACAACGAUUACGACGUACUUGGGCCUAUGUUCCUAAAAAGAGUUUUACAAAGCUUGAAACACUAAAUGACCUUAUGUCAGAGGGUAAUAAUUAUGGGAAUUAUCGAGAACAUAUGGGCAUGGUGAGUACAGCUGUAGUAAACGGUAAAAGUGUGCAGCUUAUUCGAGACGAGCAUUUUGCACGCCCUACGGUGCCCUUUUUGGGCACCUUCAUUCAUGAUAUUACCUAUCUUUUGGCUGCCUUUAAAUCAUCUCCAAAUGCAGCAACCAUGAAUUCAGCGGAUGAACCACGUAUUCACGAUGUUCUUCAUACAAUGCAUCAAUUCCAAAGUGGACCCCGUUAUACACCUACUUUACCCCCCGCUUUUCUCAAAUCUUCACAGAAGCAUCAUUUUAGACCUUCUCUUUCAAAUGCAUUACAUCGCGGAGCCUCACGUAUUCAGAGAUUCAGUGGUGGUAGUCUCUUUGGCAGCAGCUUUGACUCAAAUACCCAUAACAGUAGUAGCAGUAACACUAGUCUCUCUAGCCAAAAUUAUGAUGUGGAUGAUGAAGAUAACAAUCUAGAGGAACAACAAAAGAUGGCCACGCAAUAUAUUUUAAUGCGAUCCUGGGUAAGCCAGAAUACAGUGGAUGAAUUAAGUCAUUUACGUGAACCACCACCACAACAGAUGAGAUCCAACGGUGGAUUACGAAGUAACAGUAGCAAUAGUAGUAUCUCCAUGAAUCGUACAAGCUCUAUGUUCAGUAAUACAUCAAGAUUUAGUAAUGGAUCUAUGAAUUACCUUACAGAGAGUCGACCCACAAGUAUGGAUGAUGAUCUCAAACGACGUUCAAAUGGACAAUCUUUACGUCCAGCGACAAUACAUGAAGGUCUUUCAAAAGAGGAAAUAGAGAAUUUUCAUAUAAUAGAUAAUAAGCCUGUUGUGCCACCUCGACCUCCUAUUCCACCUCCUCCUCUUUCGACCUCUGUUUCAAAUGAUGAAUUUAAAACAGCCUUAGCACAACGAUUAGCCAAAGUGGAAAGAAAAUAAAAUAAAAUAAAAUAAAAACAAACAAACAAACAAACAAACAAACAAACUCAUUAGAAAUAAAUUUAUAUACUUCAAUGUGUACAUAUUUAAU
Molecule: messenger RNA, 2491 nt
Organism: Cokeromyces recurvatus
Lineage: Eukaryota; Fungi; Mucoromycota; Mucoromycetes; Mucorales; Mucoraceae
Product: ras guanine nucleotide exchange factor domain-containing protein
Exons: 4
Coding region: 130-2400 (756 amino acids)
Biological process (GO): positive regulation of GTPase activity; Ras protein signal transduction
Cellular component (GO): plasma membrane
Molecular function (GO): guanyl-nucleotide exchange factor activity
Source: RefSeq, a predicted model, not a curated record